AUGGACGGAGAUCCUGCCGUCGAGCACCAGCUCGACUCGUUUAGCCUAACGUUUCCCCUCCCCUACCGAGUUGCCUUCAUCGUCAUCCUAGCCGUAUGGGGAUGGGGGCUCAAUCUGCACUUCCUGCACCUCCGCCACAUCGAUGUGCCCGCCUUAAUCCGCUACCCGGGUCGCUCCAACGGUUCCCAGCUAUCCCACCAUCACUCGACCUACCGCCUCGCCUCCUUCCUCUCGCUCACCUCGGCCGCUUCCAUCGUCAUCUUCUGGCUCUGCACCCGCCGCGACCCACAGCGCGUCAUCGACUAUGACUGGCUGCCCAUGACCAACCUGCUCGCGCUCGCCGCCCUGUUCGCAAUCCCGCUCCGCCGCCUCUCGCUCUCCCACACCGGCCGCAGCCGCCUCCUGUGGACCCUCCGCCGCGUUAGCGUCGGCGGCCUGGCAGAGGCCAAAGACGGCAAAUUUGGCGACAUCCUACUCGCCGACGUGUUGACAAGCUACGCCAAGAUCCUCGCCGACCUCUUCGUCUGCCUCUGCAUGUUCUUGUUCGACGGCCGCGAGGGGUCCGCUACUGCCAGGCCCGACCGAGCAUGCGGCGGCGCCGUGCUCGUGCCGUUCAUCAUGGCCCUGCCGAGCGCCAUCCGCCUGCGCCAGUGUCUGAUCGAGUUCCUGCGCGUGCGCCGUGCGCCGUACAUGGAGGCCACCGGCUGGGGCGGGCAGCAUCUGGCCAACGCGGCCAAGUACUCGACCGCUUUCCCGGUGCUCGUGCUCGGAGCAAUGCUGAGGAGCCGGAAGGAGGGUUCGCCCGGCUUGUACAGGGCGUGGGUCGCCGCGUGUUUGAUCAAUUCGCUCUACAGCUUCUACUGGGACGUGACCAAGGAUUGGGACUUGACUCUCUUUUCGGUGGACAGGGACUCGCCCGAUCAUCCGUUUGGGCUGAGGAGGACGCUGCUGGUGCACAAGCCGGGUGUGUACUAUGUCGUCAUUGUGCUUGAUCUGGUGCUGAGGUGUACGUGGAUGAUCAAGCUGAGCCCGCAGAUGGACCGCAUCAGCGAUUUUGAGAGCUCCAUCUUCUUGAUUCAGUUCUUGGAGGUGUUCAGGCGCUGGGUGUGGAUCUUCUUCCGGGUCGAAACCGAAUGGAUCCGCAACGCCUCGACCGGGCUGGGAUUGGACAACAUGGUUCUUUUGGGUGACUUUCAAGGGAAUAAGUAUGAGGAUGAGGAUUGA
This is a messenger RNA of Parathielavia appendiculata, 1224 nucleotides long. Its product is annotated as EXS-domain-containing protein. Lineage: Eukaryota; Fungi; Ascomycota; Sordariomycetes; Sordariales; Chaetomiaceae. The coding region runs from base 1 to 1224 and encodes 407 amino acids. The record is from RefSeq and is a predicted model, not a curated record. The transcript has 2 exons. Gene Ontology annotation, cellular component: membrane; cytoplasm.